This is a messenger RNA of Ilex paraguariensis (yerba mate), 1556 nucleotides long. NCBI's taxonomy places the organism in Eukaryota, Viridiplantae, Streptophyta, Magnoliopsida, Aquifoliales, Aquifoliaceae. The record is from the annotation of a GenBank genome assembly.
GUCAAUAACCAAUCGAUCAACGUCUCAUUCGCACACCCGCUACACGCUCUUUUCGUUCUAGAUUCUGAAAAUCAAAGAAAAAAAACUUCUCAUCUGUCUGUGUCCGACUCCAAGUUCAUGAUCUUACAGUUUUAUAAACACAAUAUUUGUGUGAUAAUUUUAUUUUAGAGGAUAGAUUAUGUGAAAAAGGAAGUGAAGAUUGUGAAAGAGGAAGAAAAUCUCGAGAUCUUGUGGGAAAAUCAGUGAUAUUUUGGUUGGAUUUUGAGUUUUAUGGUAGAGAGAGGUAAGGGAAGAUGGAACAGAAGCACAUUUGGUUGUCAGCAUUGAGCGUAGGGGUAGGGGUAGGGCUUGGAUUGGCCUCUGGAAAGACUGUGAGCAAAUGGACUGGUGGUUAUAAUUCUAUGGCAGAAGGCAUUACGGCGGAGAAGAUUGAGCAUGAGCUUCUCAGGAUGGUGGUUGAUGGGAAGGAAAGCAGGGUCACCUUUGAAGAGUUCCCUUAUUAUCUCAGUGAGCGGACACAAGUGCUGUUAACUAGUGCAACAUAUCUUCAUCUAAAGCACUUAGAUGUUUCCAAGCACACCCGGAAUCUCUCGCCAGCAAGUAGGGCUAUACUGCUUUCAGGACCUGCUGAACUUUACCAGCAAAUGCUUGCGAAGGCUCUAGCGCAUUACUUUGAAGCAAAAUUGCUGUUGUUGGAUAUUACUGACUUUUCUUUAAAGAUGCAGAGCAAGUAUGGUAGUGCCAAAAAAGAAUCGUCUUUCAAGAGGUCCAUCUCAGAGGUGACAUUGGGGCGGGUAUCCAAUUUGCUCGGUUCCUUCUCAAUCUUUCCACCAAGGGAGGACAAUGGAGGCACAUUGCGUAGGCAAGGCAGUGGCUUGGAUACUCAAUUAAGGACUGUUGAAGGAGUAAAUAAUGUUCCAAAGCCUCGUAGAACUGCAUCUGUCUCUUCGGAUAUGAGUAGCAUCAGUUCCCAGGGCCCUUCUUAUCCAGUUCCUCUCAAGCGGGUUAGCAGCUGGUCUUUUGGUGAAAAAGUUUUCUUACAGUCACUUUACAAGGUUUUGGUUUCAAUCUCUGAAACCAGUUGCAUCAUUCUGUACAUCAGGGAUGUUGACAGGCUGCUUCUCCAAUCCCCCAGGCUAUACAAGUUGUUUGAUAAAAUGUUGAAGAAACUAUCAGGACCUGUGGUGGUUCUUGGCUCCCGGAUGUUGGACAUAGAUGAUGAUAGUGGGGAAGUGGAUGAGAGACUCAGUUUUUUAUUUCCUUACAAUAUUGAGAUUAGGCCUCCUGAAGAUGAGACUCAUCUUGUCAGCUGGAAAUCCCAGCUGGAAGAGGACAUGAAGACUAUCCAGUAUCAGGAUAACAAAAAUCAUAUUGCUGAGAUACUUGCGGCAAACGAUCUUGAUUGUGAUGAUCUGGGAUCAAUCUGUCAGACUGACACCAUGGUUCUUGGUAAUUAUAUAGAAGAAAUUGUAAUAUCAGCAAUAUCUUAUCAUUUGAUGAAUAACAAUAAUCCAGAAUACCGCAAUGGGAAGCUUGUUAUAUCAUCGAAAAGGUAG